AGUGCGGGUUUGGAGACGCCUCGCCGUGGUGUCGCCCACCAUUCUCUGCAGUGGAUAUGGCGUCACUGGAAAGUGUAGGAGUCGAGAAACUUCACGCAUGUAAAUAACGUCAGUUGGUAAAGCUGAAGGAAGCGACACACAGUGUACAGAGAAACAUUUAUAUUAAACAGGUCGUUUAUUUUUUACAAACAUGCCCCGAAAAAAGCCAUUUACCAACAAGCAGAAGAAGAAACAGCUGCAAGUCAAGCGGGAGAGGAAGAGAGGUGACACAGGUUCUGGUCCGAGCAGCCGUAAUGCCAGCGUGGAACGAGGAGGAGAGCGACAGUCGGAUACCUCUGACAGUGAGACCACUGAUGUCAGAAGAAUGAACCAGCAGCCCUUCAGCAGAGAAGUUAGAUAUAACCCCAACAGGUUCAGACUGCACUUUGAGAAAGAGAGUGAAGAGGAGGUGGAAAAGAGAAAGAAGGUGGCCAUGGAGAAGUUCUUGACUCCAGUGUCAGACAAAGAACUUGAAGUCAACAUCGAUGACAUCUAUCCCUCAGAGAAAGGUCUUGGUUUCCCACGACGGCCACCCUGGAAUUAUGAAAUGACACGAGAGAGCCUGCUGAGGAAAGAGGAGAAGUCGUUCAGAGAAUACCUUGAUGAUCUUCACUCCAGUAAACCACUUGGCUCCCUCAGCCACUUUGAGCACAAUCUUGAGACAUGGAGGCAGUUUUGGAGAGUGUUGGAGAUGUCUGAUAUUAUUCUGCUCAUUGUGGACAUCAGGCACCCGGUGCUGCAGUUCCCUCCAGCCCUGUACCACCACAUCACAGGAGAUCUGCAGAAGCAGGUGGUGCUGGUGUUGAACAAAGCCGAUCUCUGUCCUCCUCCAUUGGUGAUCGCCUGGAAACACUACAUGACCUCUCAGUUCCCCCACCUGCAAAUAGUCUGCUUCACCUCCCACCCUGGGCAGCCCUACAGCACAGUCCUUCAGAAGAAGAGGAUGAGAAGGAAGGCUGACUGGAGUCAUGGUGGAGGUCCUACAGAUAUCCUGAAAGCCUGUCAGGAAAUCACAGCAGGGAGAGUUGACCUUUCCAGCUGGGAUCAGAAGAUUCAGAGAGAUGCUGUUUCAGAGGGACCCAAUGGGGACCAUUCUGAUGAGGGAGCGGAGUCUGUGCUAGUGGAGCAUCAAAGUGACAGUGCUAUGAAGAUGAGCAGCCCAUCACAGGAGCUCUACAAAGAUGGUGUUCUCACAUUGGGUUGUAUAGGCUUUCCAAAUGUUGGGAAGUCGUCUGUUAUAAACACCCUGGUGGGGAGGAAGGUGGUGAGUGUGUCUCGAACACCAGGCCACACCAAAUACUUCCAGACCUACUACCUCACCCCGACAGUGAAAUUGUGCGACUGCCCUGGACUGGUCUUUCCCUCGCGUGUCAACAAACAGUUACAGAUUCUGGCAGGCAUCUACCCAGUGUCUCAGGUGCAGGAGCCCUACAGCUCAGUUGGUUAUCUGUGUGAGAGGACCCCCUUCCUCUCUGUGCUGAAGCUCAAACAUCCCAGCUUGCUAGAAGAUAAACCCCAUCAGAGAUACCAGGGAUCAGAAGAGCUUAGAUGGACUGCUUGGGAAGUGUGUGAAGCUUGGGCAGAGAUGAGAGGAUACAAGACUGCAAAAGCAGCUCGCCAUGACGUUUAUCGUGCAGCCAAUAGUCUCCUGCGGUUGGCAAUUGAUGGCAGAUUGUGCCUUUGCCUCAGACCACCUGGCUACAGCUGCCUGAGAGAGCAUUGGGAAAAUCACCCAGACCUACCGGAAAUCAUGGCUCUACUAGGAAGGAUGACAGAUGAGAAAGGUGAUGGAGACAGGGAUGAGGAGGAGGACGCAGAGUCCAGCACCGAGCCAGAGGAAGAGAGAGACAGGGAUGCAGACGAUGAUGAGGAUGGGGAUGAUGAAGAUGAGGGGUUUGGACAUCCAAGACGGAAGGAUGAAAAGCCAUCUGGCUUCACUGUCAACAUGUACAACGUCCUUCGAGAAAAUCAGUGUGAGUGAAAGCGAAGGGAAAGACGUGCAGAAGAUAUAAGUUCCUGACUUUUCCCCGGCAAUCCCAGUAAAUUUCUCAUUCCUCCUUUUUCCAAAACCUGCAUUCCUUCUCCCUUUUCCUGCGCAUUCACUCCAUUACCUUCUCUGUACAUUAAUAUGAUCUAUUCUAAUGAAUUCACCCUGUCUCCUCCACAGAGUGAACAGAGCAUAUUCAUGUAUUCCAUGUUGUGCCUCUGCUCUGCUUGUUCACAGAUGAAGCUUGUUCAUUAAUGUUGCUUCAAGGAAUGGGCUUUGUUUGGUUUGACUUUAUCUUUUUCUUUUCUUUUUUGCAUGGACUUCUGAAAAGACAAAUGAACAAGUAACUUCCCUCAGCCUGGAAUAAUCAACCAACCAGCUUUCAUUCUCUUUGAUAAGUGACCUCACAGCUGAGUUGCCAAAAUUCAAGAAUUAUUUUUUUCUUUAAACGAAUCCGAUGCACUGUCAAUAUGAUGUCAUUCACUGGAGCAGCCGUUUGGCUCUCAGAGCAGCUUGAGAUUAAAGACCGCGACUCUAAAUCAUCUUUAUCGAGCAUGCUAUGUCUCAACUUUGACUAAAGGGUGGGAUCUGGGAGAUAAAACCAAUUUUACUCACACUAUUUUUAGUUACCAGUAUAUUUAUAUUUUAUUUGAUUCUACACAAUACACAGGUCAUUUCAGAACUUUUCUUGGAAUGUGGGGAGGGGAAUGAGUGUUGUACUGCUGGACGAGGCCGUUUCAGGAAUUUAACCUGUAGUGUUUUAACUACUACAAAUAUUAUCCAUAGAUGCUUACAGAGGUUUACAGGAUAUAGUGCAGGAUUUAGCUGCAACCAUUCAACACGUUUAAAAGCCAAUGGCGGCACAGUGGAACUGAUUGAAUUGAGGCUGCUUAAAAAUUCAUCUGGGGUAUCUGUUUAUUGGCUUCCUUGCCAGGUUAGAUGAUAAAAUUGUUCUCGUUCUUGUGUCUUUACGGCAAAUGUGACGGUAGAGACAGUUAAGCUCAGCACAAAGGAAGACAGGAAGAAACAGCUAGAUUAGCUCUACCAGCACCUCCAAAGAUUAUCACCAUACUGUAUCUUGUUUAUUAAAGCUGGGCAAAAACUAAAGUGUAAAAAUAACACUUAUGUGCUCAAGUAUUUCUUGGAACCAGGCUUUCAGGUAUUAACUUCACCUGACUGAGCAUUAGAGGUACUGUAAGCUGUGGCUUAAUAUUCUCCAUACAGACUUGAGAGUAGUAACAAUCUUCUCAUCUAAAUCUCAUCAAAAAAGUGAAUGAGUGCAUUUACCAACAUGUUGGACAGUUACUUUAACAACAGAGAGAGAGACUCUACAGCUUCAAUCUAUCUGUCUUUAUAAAUAACAUUACACACUCCAUCCAUCAAGUUGUUUUAUAAAAAUUUAGUCCGAUUCAAGCUAUGGUCCUGUAAUGCUAUUACAACAUCUGCUGCAAAUGUUCCUCAUAUUUUUAAUUUAACUUUCUCUAGAGAAGUAGAGAUGUUCCGAUACCAUUUUUCCCUUGAUGGUGACUGGACUUGUGUAUCGGCAGAUACCGAGCACUGGUCCAACACGAGUACAUUUAUAAGAACAACAAAUCACAUAUCAUAAGUGAUGACUGGCAGGAACAAAUUGCUGGUUUUACUCCACUACCAGAAAUUGCUUCUUCUUUGCUGAUCUUGAAACUGUUGCCAGUGGCAGUACAGCGCAACUGCUGUCUCAGAGCAACAAAGUGAUUUCUGGUAUCAGAUCUUAUCAUAGAUUUGUGUAUUUUGUCACCACCUGGUAUUUUCGGUGGUAUCAGGAGCAUUUCUGAUCUGGUAUCGAAACAUCUCUAAAGAAAAGUUGGACCAGUCUCUCUCUCUUUCUCUCUCUGUGAUUUGCAACGGCCCCGCUACAAUCCUGAGUGCUGUAUUAUUAUUAUAAUUAUUGUGUGCUGCUGUCGUACCUCAUUCACAUGGUCACUGAGGGAAGCCUAUAGCACAGUGCUGUGUUACUAUGUAAUGCAUCACACUGCAGCCACAUGCAAUCAUUUCUACAAUUGGUACAAUAUUAAAUCAGUUACUCAACACUACCAUAAUGUUAUAAACACGACGGAUGUUUGGCUGUGUUGAUGUGGAGUUUCUUUUGUUGUUUUGAAAUAUUAAAACUGACUGUAUCUGAAGAUUUUGCUGUGAAGGCUUGAGGUGUGUUCAGGCUACUUACUGCAUUCCUCAUUUCAUUCCUACUAUACCUGAUGAUGAACUGGACUGCUUUCUGCAAUAAAAGAAGAUAAUCAUUGAAAACCAUA
Molecule: messenger RNA, 4311 nt
Organism: Paralichthys olivaceus (Japanese flounder)
Lineage: Eukaryota; Metazoa; Chordata; Actinopteri; Pleuronectiformes; Paralichthyidae
Gene: gnl1
Product: guanine nucleotide binding protein-like 1
Molecular function (GO): GTPase activity; GTP binding
Source: RefSeq, a predicted model, not a curated record